Chenopodium quinoa (quinoa) is the source of this 2306-nucleotide messenger RNA. RefSeq lists its product as uncharacterized. The record is from RefSeq and is a predicted model, not a curated record. NCBI's taxonomy places the organism in Eukaryota, Viridiplantae, Streptophyta, Magnoliopsida, Caryophyllales, Amaranthaceae. Bases 377 to 1975 code for a protein of 532 amino acids. Gene Ontology annotation, biological process: nuclear pore organization. Gene Ontology annotation, molecular function: protein-macromolecule adaptor activity. The transcript is spliced from 4 exons. Gene Ontology annotation, cellular component: nuclear pore transmembrane ring.
UGUUGAGAAGAAUGAAAGAUUUGAUGAUGCUAAAAUGGUGGGUUGGGAAAUUAGAGAGAGAAAAGGUGGGGAGAGAGAAAGUGAAGAGAGAAAUGAAUUUGAAAUUUUGCUUAUUUUAGAUUUAUAUUGAUUUAUAUACGCUUUUUAUGUUAUUUUGUUUUAAAGAUUUCUUAUUUCAUUUAGUAUGUUGGAGAAGAAUAGUACUGCCGUAGUCCCUAAUACUAAUUGGAGAAACGAGGCCUUAGUCUCGGCAAAAUUCUUCUAUAAGCGUGUAAAACCCUCUGCCUGUAAAACCCUAUCAAGGUGAACUUUAGGUCUUUAAAACAGAAUUCAAAAACAACAACUAACACCACCACCACCACCACCACCACUGACCAUGGCGCCACCAUCAGACAUCGGAAAAAAUCGCUUCCUUUCAUUCUUAAUAUGGCAGUCCAUUCAAUCAUCCGCCAUUUUCAUACUCACCAAAGCUUUUCUUCUCUCUCCUUUCACCCCAAAACCCUUCUUCCCCUCCUUCUUCGGCUGUCUCUCUCUUCUCUGCUUCCUCCUUUCAAUGCUACUCUUCUCCAUUUCCGUCCAACUUAACUCUUCCCCGCAGUUCCGCCUCCAUGCUUCUCUUCCAGAGCUUGCUCUUGGUGUUGUCCGAUUUGUUUUCGGUGGUCUGUCUUCCUUAAACAAGGAUUUUGUCCGACGAGCUCGGGCUUCACUGACUGCUGUUGUUCUUGUUUGCGUUUCGGCCCUUUCUGGUUUUUGCGCGGUGGUUUCGAUUGUUGGGAGUAGCUUUUCUUGUUCAUUUGGUGGGUUGAUUAGUACUUUGGGGCUUCGGAGUCUUUGUGUUGGUUUAUUUUAUGGGUUUUAUUGUGUAUUUUGUCAGCGUUGGGUGUUGGAUUUCCCUAUUGUUCAGCGCUCACCUUUCUUUAGCUAUAAGAUGGGGCUUCUUUCAGCUGUUAGACAAGCUCUGAAGCUUUCAGUUGCAUCCUACAUGUUUUCAGCAUUGUUUGUUCUCCUCUUGCCUGAUCAGCACAGAAGUUCGGUUGCAGGACAAUAUUUCUCAGAGCAAUUUAUCUUUUACGUAGGAAACUUUGCAGUUUUUCUCUCCUGGGAACUGAUACUUUAUUUGCAUAAGGUUCUGCAUACCAAGAGAUUUGUGUUUGCUCCAUCAAAAGGAUCUGCUGCAGUGGAAACAAAUCCCAGUGAAUCUCUUCUUGCUGCUUUGGAGGACAGUCAACCUAGAUCUCUGCUGCAGUAUCUUGCAUACCUUGAUUUAUACAUGGUGUGUGGAAGCAAUAUUGAACCCUGGCGUCGAGCUGCCUUCUUUGAGGAAACUGGUGAGACAUAUAAGAGAGUGGUUGCAGCGUGCUUAAGGCCUUUAGAGCAGUUUACUUCCAACUUAGCUGAAGGCUUAACAAGCUCUAAAAUAAACAAGCUAUCUCAUCAACUAAGCUCACCGAAUGAAUAUUUUCAUAGCUCUGAAAUUCUCGAAUCAUUUAGUGAUUUCCAGAUGUAUGCUUGGUGUGCCCAAACUGUUGCAUCUUUAGAAGUACACUCUCACAAGGAAGACAGGUUUGGAGUUGCUCAAUUAUCUGGGAGCCAUGCAGUGGUGUUAUCAAUGCUGUUAUCCUGUCUGAUUGCUGUCGAAACAUCAAUGGGAAAGAAAAUUAACUUGCAAUCCCCAACUCAUAUGUUGGGUCCUGCUGGCAUUAAAUGGGCUACGAACAGCACUACUAGAAGAGAAAUUGCUACUGCCAUGAACAAGAAAAGGGGUAGCCCUUCACACUCAAAGUUGUAUGCAUUAGCAGAUGUGUUAAAAAUUUCUAUUUAUUCAAUAGUAUCUGAAUUCCUGGAAGAGAUGCGCGUCAGUACUAAAAUGGGGGUUUUAGAGAAAGACUGGCUGAACAAUAGCAAGCCUAUUUAUGGAUCUGCUGAAGUUCUGGUUCAAAAACUGCAAUUCUUUCUUAAUUUUCAAGCUAGCUAGUUGUUAUGUUACACCCCCUAUUUUAAAUAUUGAUUUGUUGGGUAUUGGAGCUUGCCACAUUUAAUUCAAGAAGUUCUAAUCUUGUUUAAUAGGAGAUUGGCGGUUACCAAACAAAGGUGAGAAAGCCUGUAGUCAAUCCUUGAAGAUGGGUGGUUUAGAAGUUUUGAUACAAAUUAUCACAUCAAACAAAUGUGUUCAUGUAGGGUGUUUGAUGCUUAAUGAGCUUGUUGAGAUUCCUGUUUCAUUGAAAAUCACCCUCUUAUACUUGUAUUCCAUAUACUUUUGUUGUGGUGAAAGAGUUGGAGUAUAUUAUACUUACUAGUUUUGUGCC